Messenger RNA from Hordeum vulgare subsp. vulgare (domesticated barley), 2914 nucleotides. Its product is annotated as protein argonaute 12-like. The coding region runs from base 34 to 2766 and encodes 910 amino acids. Gene Ontology annotation, molecular function: protein binding; RNA binding. The record is from RefSeq and is a predicted model, not a curated record. Gene Ontology annotation, cellular component: cytoplasm. Gene Ontology annotation, biological process: regulatory ncRNA-mediated post-transcriptional gene silencing. The transcript is spliced from 22 exons. Lineage: Eukaryota; Viridiplantae; Streptophyta; Magnoliopsida; Poales; Poaceae.
GCGACGGCGCAUGUGGAGGCGCUGAGUGGGGAGAUGGAGAGGAGGUUGGCGGUGUCGCAGGCGGUCCAGGGGUCUUCGUCCUCGGCACCGGCGCCGGCCGCCACGGGAGCCCAGGAGUCGUCGCAGGUGGCCGUGGCCGUGCCGCCUCGGAAUCUGCCUCCGGCGUCGAGCAAGUCGACGGAGUUCCCCGCGCGGCCGGGGUACGGGACGGUUGGCAAGAGGUGCCGGGUGCGUGCCAACCAUCUCCUCGUGCAGGUCGCCGACAAGCUGGAGAUGUACCACUACGAUGUAUCAAUCAGUCCUGAAUCGAUGGCUCGUGAGCGUAACAGAUCCAUAAUUAAUGAACUUGUUAGAUUGCAUAAACAAUAUUUGGAUGGGAGAUUGCCUGCUUAUGAUGGAAGAAAGGGAAUGUUUACUGCAGCCCCGCUGCCAUUUAAAACCAAAGAAUUUCUUGUCAAAGUAUCAAAUCCCGAGAGAGGAUACCAGGGGGAAAAAGAGUAUAAGGUCACCAUAAAGGAAGUUGCAAAACUAGAUCUAUACAAUCUUCAGCAAUUCUUGGCUGGUAGGCAGAGAGAACUGCCGCAAGACACUCUCCAGGCUCUUGAUAUCGCUCUGAGGGAAACCCCCACUGCAAAGUUUACACCCAUCUCAAGAUCAUUUUUCUCAAAAUCAUUUGGACAUGAUGGUGACAUUGGCAGUGGAGUGGAAUGCUGGCGAGGGUAUUAUCAGAGCCUACGCCCCACACAGAUGGGAUUGUCACUGAAUAUUGAUAUUUCUGCAACAGCAUUUUACAAAGCUCAACCAGUUAUGAAUUUUGCACUGGAAUAUCUUAACAUCCGGGGUGAUGCUCCAAGGCGUUUGUUUGAUCAGGAUCGUCUGAAACUAAAGAAAGCCCUCAAGGGAGUCCGAGUUGUGGCCACGCAUCGACCUGAUAUAUCCAUUCGUUACAAAAUUACUGGGAUAACCUCAGCUCCGUUAAAUGAAUUGACAUUUGAUCUAGACGGAACAAGGGUAUCAGUUGUCCAGUACUUUAAACGACAAUAUGAUUACUCUUUGAAAUAUAUACAGUGGCCAUGCCUUCAGGCUGGCAGUGAUAGCAGGCCAACAUAUUUGCCAAUGGAGGUUUGCAACAUACUUGGAGGACAACGCUAUUCGAGAAAGCUAAAUGAGCGCCAAGUCACAAACAUAUUGAGGUUGGCAUGCGAGCGUCCAGAAAGAAGGGAGGGUAGUACCGUGGAGGUUAUUAAUAGAAACAACUAUGGCAUUGAUGACAAUGCAAAAGAAUUUGGAAUUAAGGUGAUGAGCCAACUAGCACUGGUCGAUGCUCGUGUGCUGCCUCCUCCAAGGCUUAAAUACCAUCAGUCUGGACGAGAACAAAUAUGUAAUCCGUCGGUAGGACAGUGGAACAUGAAUAACAAGAGAAUGAUCAGUGGAGGGUCCAUCAGGCACUGGGCCUGUAUUUCAUUUGGUUCUCGGUUGCAUUGGAAUGACGUUAGCGUGUUCUGCAACAAUUUGGUUGACACGUGCAAUAAAAUGGGCAUGCAAGUAAGUGAGACACCGUGUGUGGACAUUGUUCAGGCGCGCCAGGUUAACUUAGAAGCUGUAAAAAAUAUAUAUAGACAAUCUUCCCAAGUGCUUUCUCAGCAAGGUUUGGCAGGACAAAACCUUGAGUUACUAAUUGUAGUAUUACCUGAGGGAACUCCAAGUGAUUGCUAUGGAAGAGUAAAGCGACUUUGUGAAACUGAGCUUGGUUUAAUAACUCAGUGCUGUUUACCUAAGCAUGUUCAGAAAGCUGGCUCCCAGUAUCUACAAAAUAUGGCCCUUAAGAUCAAUGUUAAGGUCGGUGGUCGGAACACCGUACUGGAAAAUGCAUUGCUUCGGAGGAUACCUCUGUUGACAGAUAAGCCUACAAUUAUAUUUGGAGCAGAUGUGACCCACCCAUCACCUGGGGAGGAUGUGUCUCCAUCUAUUGCAGCGGUUGUUGCGUCGAUGGAUUGGCCUGAAGUGUCUAAGUACACAUGCUUGGUGUCUUCACAAGGUCAUAGGGAAGAGAUCAUAGCUGACCUUUUCACAGAAGUGAAAGAUCCACAGAAGGGGGUUAUAUAUGGUGGAAUGAUAAGAGAAUUGCUUUUGUCCUUCUAUAAAGCAAACAAUUCUUGCAAACCUGGAAGGAUAAUAUUUUAUCGAGAUGGUGUUAGCGAAGGCCAAUUUAGCCAGGUCUUGCUUUAUGAAAUGGAUGCAAUAUACAGGGCUUGUUCUAGCUUAGAGAACGGAUACCUUCCUCAAGUUACAUUUGUUGUGGUACAAAAGCGGCAUCACACACGGCUUUUCCCUGAAGAUCAUCGUUCAGGGGCCCUGGCAGAUCGAAGCGGAAACGUCCUACCUGGAACCGUUGUUGAUACAAAGAUAUGUCAUCCCAGUGAGUUUGAUUUUUACCUCUGUAGUCACGCCGGCAUUCAGGGCACGAGCCGUCCAACUCAUUAUCAUGUCCUCUUCGAUGACAAUAAUUUCACCGCGGAUGCGCUGCAAACACUGACUUACAACCUGUGCUACACUUAUGUACGGUGCACGCGAUCCGUCUCGAUUGUUCCUCCAGCAUACUACGCACACUUGGCAGCUUCGCGGGCGCGGCACUACCUGGAUGAGAAUCACUCUGAUCAGGGAUCAUCUUCUGUGGGCGGCACCCUAAGGCAUGAUCAAGCUGUCCCGGUAAAGCCACUGCCCAAAGUUAAGGAGAGUGUCAGGCAGUUCAUGUUCUAUUGCUGAAGACAGUUCUGGUAUUUUCUGGACAACAGUGGGCGGUUUUGCACCUUGGAACUUGCAAAUGUUAUAGGCCAAAACGUGCACUAUGAGGUCUUGUUUGAAAAUCUCUCUGAUGUGAUACAAUGUUGAAAAUUAAAUACCUUUUUUGAAC